AUGGCCGCCAGGAGUGGUGCCCUCAACAACACAGACCUCGCCCGCCACUACGCCUUGUACGUCACCACCGUGGACGAGUCCAAGAGCUGGUACGUCGACCACAACCUCGGACACUUCCCUCGCAACAUCAGCAGCAGAGAUGCGGACUUCAGAUGGACUUCCUCAAUCCAUGCCAUCAACGGCUACGUGUUCGGCAACCUCCCCGACAUCACAGCAUGUGUAGGGGAAACAGUCACGUGGCACAUGGCCGGGCUAGGACAAAACACAGUCAACCUGGACACGGCCCAGUUUUCAACAGCAACAACAACUGCUGUCUCCCCGGGGCGGUGGCGAAUUAGUUGUGAGGUGACCGAGCAUGCCGCGAACGGGAUGGUCGCCAUCUUCGACGUCCGGAAGUGGUAUCUUCUGCACUAUCAGCCGACUUACCUCAGCAACCUACGCAGGCACUACAUUGCUGCGGAGGAAAUUAUCUGGGACUACGGACCAACAGGCAGAAACUUAUUUAAUGGCGACUCACUCACCGAACAAGGAAGUGAAUCUGAAAAGUAUUUCAAGCGAGACAACCACCACAUUGGCGGAGCCUACAAGAAGGCCGUCUUCAGAGCAUAUGACGACUUCAAGUUCCAGACCAAGAAAAUCCAAGAUAGCCGCCAAAAGCAUGACGGUUUUCUUGGUCCCGUGAUAAGAAUCGAGGUUGGAGAUUUGGUUCAAGUCACCUUCAAGAACAUGGCCAGUCGGCCGUACUCCCUGCAUGCCGAAGGCGUGAAGUUCAGGAAGAACAGCGAGGGGUCCGAGUACAAUGACGGCAGUGACGGUGAGAAUACGGCAUACUCGAUUAUCCAGUGUAUCAUAUCUCCUUUUCAUUCGGCUAAAUUCCCUGGACCAAUUCGACAACAAAUUUUCAUCUCGGACGUGACGUCAGCAUUCAAAUAUCUCUUUUCCCUAACUUGGUGCAGAAUUUCUCUCGCUUACAAGUGUACGGCUACAUGUAGCGUCAUGCUAUUUGAAUAUGGCUCUUAA
This is a messenger RNA of Haliotis rufescens (red abalone), 1020 nucleotides long. Its product is annotated as hephaestin-like protein. Gene Ontology annotation, molecular function: copper ion binding; oxidoreductase activity. The record is from RefSeq and is a predicted model, not a curated record. NCBI's taxonomy places the organism in Eukaryota, Metazoa, Mollusca, Gastropoda, Lepetellida, Haliotidae. Bases 1 to 1020 code for a protein of 339 amino acids. The transcript is spliced from 5 exons.